ACUUUGCCCGGUUACCCAGUCAAAAGGCCCUCAGUUUCAGAAAGUCCAGGAUUUGAACUGUUUUGCGGACGAAAAAUGCCUCAUCGUCCUAAAUUUGACGAACCAUGGAUGGAUGAACUCGACGGUCAUGACUGUGUUCAAAAAUCUGUCACUCUUGGCGUUAAAGCGGCGAUGGUUGGAGUUUUUACCGGUGCUGCUUAUUCUGCCUUGAAAAUCCCUGAUCCUGAGCCAACACCACUUAUCCUGCAGUCCUUUAUUAAGAUGAAGAACCACUCUCUCUUUCUUGGUGGAACGGUAACAGCAUUUGCAUUAACAACAUGCACUGCUGCUUCAAUAAGAGAAACGGAUGACCCAACAAACUGGGCAAUAGGUGGUGCUGCAAGUGCAGUGUUUAUGGGACUGGCUAGAAGUAGCUGGGGUAUAGGGUGUAUUAUGACACCAAUUCUGGCCGGUGCAGGAGCAUUAGCUAAGUACAGUGGUGUGUACAAACAUCCUUUCCCAACUGACAGAAUGUACAGUUGAUGAGCUAUCCGGCAUGACUUCAUUGAUCCUCUGACACAGUGUGGCACGAGUUUUGAGAAUUGUUGUAAAUAAAAGUUUGUUGUUGGUUGAUCCUGAAGUUUAAAAAAUUGUGUUGUUAAAAAUCAAGAGGUAAAACACUGUCACGUUCAAGUAAGUAAUGUCAGGAAGUUUCUUCAGUCUCAUGAUUUUGUAAACAAGGCCACCAGAUUAAGAAAUACUGUUCAUAACGAGUUGCAGAAUUUGUUAACUGUGGAAGAAUAAAGAAAUGUGACACUUUUCAAUACCUU
Orbicella faveolata is the source of this 809-nucleotide messenger RNA. Its product is annotated as NADH dehydrogenase [ubiquinone] 1 alpha subcomplex subunit 11-like. Gene Ontology annotation, biological process: mitochondrial electron transport, NADH to ubiquinone. NCBI's taxonomy places the organism in Eukaryota, Metazoa, Cnidaria, Anthozoa, Scleractinia, Merulinidae. Gene Ontology annotation, cellular component: mitochondrial inner membrane; respiratory chain complex I. The record is from RefSeq and is a predicted model, not a curated record.